Molecule: messenger RNA, 1373 nt
Organism: Mangifera indica (mango)
Lineage: Eukaryota; Viridiplantae; Streptophyta; Magnoliopsida; Sapindales; Anacardiaceae
Product: alpha-galactosidase-like
Exons: 15
Coding region: 1-1218 (405 amino acids)
Biological process (GO): carbohydrate metabolic process
Molecular function (GO): hydrolase activity, hydrolyzing O-glycosyl compounds
Source: RefSeq, a predicted model, not a curated record
AUGGCUAAAGGGGUGGCAUCUUCUCACUGUUUAGCGUUCAUAUUAUGCACGAUUUUAACAGCAACAGUUAGCCAAGCAGCUCGUUUGAAGAAACUUGGUGAAACAGAAGAAACAAGAAGGAACUUGUUGGAUAAUGGUCUUGGUCAUACUCCUCAAAUGGGAUGGAACAGUUAUAAUCACUUCCCCUGCAAACUCAGCGAUGAGCUAAUUCGCCAGACAGCUGAUGCAAUGGUUUCCAGUGGACUCUCUGCCCUCGGAUAUGAAUAUGUUAAUUUAGAUGAUUGCUGGGCAGAAUUGAAUAGAGACUCCAAGGGAAACCUCGUGCCAAAAGCUUCUUUGUUCCCUUUUGGUGUGAAAGCUCUGGCGGAUUAUGUCCACAGCAAAGGACUAAAGAUUGGGAUUUAUGCUGACGCAGGGACAUUGACUUGUGACAAACAAAUGCCAGGGUCCCUUGGUUAUGAGGAGCAGGAUGCCAACACCUUCGCUUCUUGGGGAAUUGAUUAUCUAAAAUAUGAUAACUGUCACAACAAUGGAGUAAGCCCACAAGAAAGAUAUUCCAAAAUGGGUAAAGCUCUCCUAAAGACUGGAAGGCCCAUCUUUUAUUCUCUUUGUGAAUGGGGCCAGGAAGACCCUGCAACGUGGGCAUCUAACAUUGGAAACAGUUGGAGAACAACUGGAGACAUCAAAGAUACUUGGGAUAGUAUGACAUCGCGUGCUGAUCAGAACGAUCAAUGGGCAUCUUAUGCUGGACCCGGUGGAUGGAAUGACCCUGACAUGCUUGAGGUGGGCAAUGGAGGAAUGUCAACAGAAGAAUACCGCUCCCACUUCAGCAUUUGGGCUUUAGCAAAGGCUCCCCUUAUCUUGGGUUGCGAUCUUCGUUCAAUGGACAAGGACACAUUGGAGAUAAUUAGCAACAAGGAGGUCAUUUCUGUUAACCAAGAUAAACUUGGAGUUCAAGGAAAGAAGGUGAAGAAGACUGGAGAUUUGGAGGUGUGGGCUGGUCCUCUAAGUGGCAAUAGGAUAGCAGUAAUAUUGUGGAACAGAGGAUUUUCCAAAGCCACCAUAACAGCUGACUGGAGUGACAUUGGCCUGAAAUCAUCAUCAGUGGUCGAUGCACGAGAUUUAUGGGCGCAUUCAACUACUAAUUCUGUUAGGGAAAAACUAGAGGCAAGUGUUGAAUCCCAUGCAUGCAAGAUGUACAUCCUUACGCCACAAUAGAAGGCAGAGAAGUUUCAUCUAUAUGAUCAAUCCUUCCUCCUGAUCAACAUGUGCAAGAAAAUAAUGUAAUUUGGAAGGUUGAAUUGCAAUAUGUAAUAAUUUUUGAAGUGUUUUAGCCAUCCUUGGCUCUACUUAUCGGAAGUAUAUUGUGUUGA